CUAAACCUCACUCAUAUUUUCUCUGCUCUGUUUCCCGCUUCUUCUUCUUCUUCUUCUUCUUCUUCUUAUUCCUCUGCACAAUUAUGGGCAAUUAUGUCUCCUGUAAUCUGCGUACUCCAUUGAUGAAGAAUACCAGGGCGGCGAGGGUGAUCUUCCCCACCGGCGAAGUCAAGCAGUACAAGCAGACGGCGAAGGCGGCGGAGCUAAUGCUCGAGUGUCCUGGCUACUUCAUCACCAACUCCGGCUCUCUGCACAUCGGCCGGAGGUUCUCCGCUCUCGGCGCCGAUGAGGAACUUGAGUCCGGCGGAGUCUACAUCUUGUUCCCCAUGAGGAGGUUGAAUUCCAUGGUCACGGCGGCCGACAUGGCUGUCUUCUUCAUGGCUGCGAACUCUGCCGCCAAGCGGAUAAAAGGAGGAAAGGUCGGUGUUAUGCCGGACAAAACCCGAGAAUCUUCUGUGACGGCGCCGGCCGAGGAGUCGGAAGCGGCGGAGAACGGUGGUGAAAAUGGAGGUCCGAGGUUGAGUUUGGAAGGGGUUGAAACAGGGUUUCAUUACAGGUUAAGUUAUUGCAGAUCAAGGAAGCCUGUGUUGGAGACUAUAAGUGAAGAACCGAUUUAUCUGAGAUGAAGAUUUCAGAGACGAGAGAAACAAAUCAGGAUAGGUUAGUGUGAGGGAAUCUUUUAAUUCAAUGAAUGUUCAUAUGCAGAUACAUAUUCUCGAAUUAACUUGUUUGUGCUCUUAGUAAAAUUUUGAACUGAGAGAGAUAUGAUCUA
Prosopis cineraria is the source of this 772-nucleotide messenger RNA. RefSeq lists its product as uncharacterized. The record is from RefSeq and is a predicted model, not a curated record. The transcript has a single exon. The coding region runs from base 84 to 626 and encodes 180 amino acids. Lineage: Eukaryota; Viridiplantae; Streptophyta; Magnoliopsida; Fabales; Fabaceae.